GCUUAGGAGGUACUCCAUACUCGCCGGGAGAAGAAAAAGAGGAGAACAUCGAGCACGUGGUGGUGGAGGGGUGGCAACCGGCGUCGUAGGUUGUGUGGCAGAUCGCCAUGGCUCCGACCGGUCGGGGUUGGCUGGCGGGUGCGAUGCUAGCGCUGCUGUCCAUUGCAGCUGUGGCGUCAGCCACUGUAGAUCCCGCCUGUGGUGGGCUCCCGUUCGCCGCGGGUGUCUGCAGCGGCAAAGGUGGUGAAGCUGACCUGGUGACGCCGAACACUGGCACGCUUAAGGCCACUGAGAAGGUCGGUGCGCAACCUCUUCCCCAUGUGGCUGUCGGAUUCCAGGACGCCAACGGCAACGAUCGCUCAUCAGGUCGGAAGGGAGACGUGGUUGUGGCCCAGGACGGGAGCGGGAACUUCCGUACGGUGCAGGCGGCCAUCAAUGCUGCCCCAGUGAAGAGCACGAAGAGGUUCGUGAUCUUCAUCAAGCCCGGGCGGUACACGGAGAAGGUAACCGUUCCUUCGAACAAGCCGUUCAUCACGCUGCGGGGUUCAGGUCCAUACCGGACGGUGAUCAGCUGGGGCGACCGGGCGUCGACCUUGCUGAAGACGACCAAGAAGCCGAUGGGCACGUUUCUGUCGGCGUCUGUGGGAGUGAACGCGGACUACUUCACUGCAGAGGACAUUACCUUCCAGAACCAUGCCUCGCGGCCGCGACCCAACUCGUUCACGGAACAGGCGGUGGCUUUCCGGAUCACGGGUGAUUUCGCCGCCUUUCACAACGUGCGCUUCUACGGCUACCAGGACACGCUGUACUGCCACCGUGGGAGGCAUCUGUUCAAGAACGUGUACGUGCGCGGCAGCGUGGACUUCAUCUUCGGCAACGGCAGGUCGAUGUUCCUGGACUCGCUGCUGUUCGCCGACGUGACGAAGACGGGCGGCGCCCUCACCGCUCAGAAGAGGGAUUCGACCAAGGAGCCCACCGGCUUCGUUUUCAUCCGGUGCAAGGUGCAGGGGACCGGGCAGGUCUACUUGGGCCGUGCUUGGGGCCGUGCCGCCCGCACCAUCUUCGCUUACACGUACAUGGACAACGUGAUUCUCCCCGUGGGCUGGAACGACUGGUUCGACCCGACCAGGCAGGAGACCAUCUUCUACGCCGAGUACAGGUGCUCUGGCCCUGGAGCUCGCAGGGGUCAGCGCGCCAGAUGGUCCUUCGGCCUCACUGACAAGCAGGUGCAGCCGUUCCUCUCCACCAACUUCAUUGAUGGCAAGAAGUGGCUCGGGAAAACCGGAAUCCCCGGGCUCCGCGAUCUCGGCACGAAGCAGUCCGGCACCAUGCCCACGAACGCGCCGCCACCUCCACAGAACCCAAAGMGACUCAGGCUCUUCAUGUAGGUWCCCGGGGCAUCRCCAUGCUUUGGCUCUCAUSUCCGACCUUCCCUUUCUAUUCUCUGCUUCUCCCUAUUGGUUUUCCCGAUUCAAAACCUGGACCGUUUCGUCUAAURAUGGGAAUYACGGCUCUCGUGUUUUCCAAGAAAGCGGUGGUAAUGACGCUCGGCCAGUGUAGUCGAUCUCCGUUAUAGGCGAUUAAAGCAGAUUAUGUGCAAUCUGCUAGGCGAUCAAAAGCAUUGAGUGGUCGAGUGGGAGAACGA
This is a messenger RNA of Chara braunii, 1645 nucleotides long. NCBI's taxonomy places the organism in Eukaryota, Viridiplantae, Streptophyta, Charophyceae, Charales, Characeae. The record is from the annotation of a GenBank genome assembly.